Messenger RNA from Caenorhabditis briggsae, 726 nucleotides. The record is from RefSeq and is a predicted model, not a curated record. The transcript has 5 exons. The coding region runs from base 1 to 726 and encodes 241 amino acids. Lineage: Eukaryota; Metazoa; Nematoda; Chromadorea; Rhabditida; Rhabditidae.
AUGCCUACUUCAGUUAUCGCUCCACACAUGAAAGAAGCCUCCCAAACUAUAUUCGUCCAGAGACUUCGACGAUUCCCUUCCUAUCACAUACAUCGUGGGAAAUUUGAGAUCCAAAGCGUCACAAUCUGUUACGAUGACAUAGUCUCCAAUGUCUUCACGGUCAUAAGCGCAUCUGGUGAAGUUUGGAAUUCUGGUGCCCUCAAGGAAGGUGUGUGCAUGAUUUCUUUUAUUUUGGAGUAUAGUGUAAUCAGUCAGUUCGAAUCAAAGGGAAACCUUGAUCUCAGUUCAGCGGAUUUGGAGAUAGUUUCUUCCGCAUCCGCAUUCUUCAUAAAUUCAAUAGAAGGAAAGCCUAAUCGCCUUACAAUGAGACUUCUUGAGAAGUCCAAUAAAGAAUUGUUAAGGGAGGUGAAGCUCAGCCAUUCGAAUAUGGCAAUACCCCUGAAACAGAUUCUGAAGAUCCCAAUGCCAAACGUCCGAACCAUGUUCUUCAAUUUUGUGAGCUAUCCGGAGGCCAUCUCGGAAAUGGCUAAGAGGUGGACAGACACCGCGCCUGAAACCAAGAUGACCAUCAAAAUGAGGGGCAGUUUUAAUUGGAUGCUCAAUUUCAAGACUUCCUUCUUUUCCAAGAUCCUGGAAGAAUCGCAAGACAAAUUUGUAAUUGAGACCGAUUCUCGUGAUAAGGUCAUCGAGUUGAAGCUGUUGGACUUUCGAGCUAAGUGUCGUUGA